AAAAACCGGUUCUAAUGCUAAAACCGGGAGCGGACCCGUGUCGGGAGCUCGGGGUUGGCGCUGCCUCCGCUGCUCCCCCCUCUGCCGGAUCCCCCCCCGCUGCACCUCCCGGUUCUUCCCGGCCCCGCCGAGCCCCAAAUCGGGUCAGUCGCUCUUUAAACGCCUGGAACGGCCGCACCAUGUGAUGCUCCCGCUCCGGCUGGGAACUGGCAGAGCCUGCGGGAGCCCAACGGUGCCGAGCACCGGGACCGAGCCCAGUCCGCUCCCCGAGCAUCCCUCCGCUCCCCCCCCAGCAUGUCCCCCCCGUUACCCUGCGGGUAAGAACCUCUUGUUAUCUUGGGCACCCCCAAAACCAGCCCUCGGCUUGCAGGACAAGGUGACCGCGGGACCCCAGCUUGAGCGGGGAGGGGACCCGAGCAUCAUGGCACACUCCGUCUCAGCCUUCCAGGCUGCCUACAUCUCCAUCGAAGUCCUCAUCGCUUUGGUGUCCGUGCCGGGGAAUAUCCUGGUCAUUUGGGCUGUGAAGAUGAACCAGGCAUUGCGGGAUGCCACUUUCUGCUUUAUCGUCUCGCUGGCGGUGGCCGACGUGGCCGUGGGGGCCCUGGUCAUCCCGCUGGCCAUCAUCAUCAACAUCGGACCGCAGACGGAGUUUUACAGCUGCCUCAUGGUGGCUUGUCCCGUCCUCAUCCUCACCGAGAGCUCCAUCCUGGCGCUCCUGGCCAUUGCCGUGGAUCGGUACCUGCGGGUGAAGAUCCCUGUCAGGUACAAGAGCAUGGUGACACCCCGGCGGGCAGCCGUGGCCAUCGCUUGCUGUUGGAUCGUCUCCUUUCUGGUGGGACUCACCCCUAUGUUUGGCUGGAACAACCUGAACAAGAUGCGGAGGACUCAGGAGCUGAACGCCAGCCACACGCAGUUCGUCAUCAAGUGUCAGUUUGAGACGGUCAUCAGCAUGGAGUACAUGGUGUACUUCAACUUCUUCGUCUGGGUCCUGCCUCCCCUGGUGCUGAUGCUGCUCAUCUACCUGGAAGUCUUCAACCUCAUCCGUAAGCAGCUCAACAAGAAGGUCUCCUCCAGCUCCAAUGACCCUCAAAAGUAUUAUGGGAAGGAGCUGAAGAUCGCCAAGUCUUUAGCGCUAGUCCUCUUCCUCUUUGCUCUCAGCUGGCUCCCUCUGCACAUCCUCAACUGCAUCACCUUGUUCUGCCCGUCCUGCGAGACGCCGCACAUCCUCACCUACACCGCCAUCUUCCUCACCCAUGGCAACUCGGCCAUGAAUCCCAUCGUCUACGCCUUCAGGAUCAAGAAGUUCCGGACAGCUUUCCUGCAGAUCUGGAACCAGUACUUCUGCUGUAAAACCAACAAAAAUGCCGGCACCACCACAGCUGAGCUGGGCAACUAGGAGCUGGGAGAGGGCAGAGAGGGGACGUCCGUGCCCAGGCUGGUCCCCAUGCGGCCGCUGCUCCUGCUGCCACUGAAGGGAUGGUGACAACCCAGGAGGGCUGGAGUCACCAGCCAUGUGCAAUCCGAACAGCCGCGUCCCCCCCGGCUUCCCCGGGGGGUUAUUUAUUCACAAGCAUCGUACUGUUUUGAGACUGUAGCCUGCACUGUUCCUUUUCUUAUUUUGUUUGUUUGGGUUUUUUUCUGUUUUUGUUUUGUUUUUUUUUUAAGGGUUGCCAAGUAUUUAAGGAGAAAUUGUACAGACAAUGGCGCAAUUUAUCUUCAUGCAAAUAAAGUAAAAUGAUAAAAAACCA
Messenger RNA from Columba livia (rock pigeon), 1748 nucleotides. RefSeq names its product adenosine A1 receptor (gene ADORA1). NCBI's taxonomy places the organism in Eukaryota, Metazoa, Chordata, Aves, Columbiformes, Columbidae. Bases 185 to 1396 code for a protein of 403 amino acids. Gene Ontology annotation, molecular function: G protein-coupled adenosine receptor activity. The record is from RefSeq and is a predicted model, not a curated record. Gene Ontology annotation, cellular component: synapse; dendrite; plasma membrane. The transcript has 3 exons. Gene Ontology annotation, biological process: G protein-coupled adenosine receptor signaling pathway.